CGCAAGUCCCCCGAGGCAGACGAGGAGGAGCAAAGGUGCGCCUACCUUCCUUGUACAUACAUACAAACAAUACUGCAUCUACAUGCUCCGUUCAUGACUCUCCACCGAUUUUUCGCAUCCAAAGUCCGAAAAAAAAAAAAAAGACUACCGAGCCAGCGCAUCCACAUCCCAAGCCAUGGGAACUGCGUCAUCGCCGUCGACGAGAAGGUCCAUCCGGCCGCACAGAAAAUCUCGUGCCCGCUGCGGUUUCUGCAAACGCCGGAAAGUAAAGUGCAACGAAGAGAAACCGUGCAGCAACUGCGUAAGCUUCGGUCUACCCUGCGAUCUCGUUCCCGAUGGGGCGCGCGUCGAGCGUUGCGCGGCCCCGACCACUCGCCGAGGCCGGGGUCGGCCUCGGAAGGUAUGGGCGCCUGACUGUUCAAGGUCCUGCUCGACUUCUGCGGCAGCAUCCCCAGACACGGCUCCCACCAGUCCUGUUCCCGUGGAUGCCCCCCCCUCGGCGCACAUCAACCUGGACAAUGCUGAGCUGCUCCUCCACUUCGUCACCGAAACAGCCGAGACCUUCUGCGGCGCUGAGAACCGGGAACUGUACCGGUUCUGGACACGCAACGCGGCGCAGAUAGGCCUAGGCCAUCCGUUUGUCCUCCAUCUCAUCUUCGCGGCGGCCGCAUUUCACCUGGCCUACCUUGUCGGGCAGCGGGAUGAGCAAGGGAGCGAAAACGCAGACGACGACGAAGACGUAGACGUCAGCACCAACGCCCAGCUACCGCGCCGGAACAGCGCCGUCUACCUCUCCCUCGCCCGCCAGCACUUCACGGCCGGCCUGUCGGGAUUCUCAGCGCAGAUCUCGCAUCCAGGUCCCAACAACUGCGGCGCCCUGUACCUCGGCGCAAUUCUGACCAGCUACUGCACCUUUGCGGCCGGCCCAACAAGCCGCAGCGACCUGCUCGUCUGCGCCGUCAGCGACGACGACACCUGUGAUUCUGCACUUAGCUCUCCGCCUUCCGCAAGCAGCUGGAUGCCCUUUGUCCAUGGGGUCCGGCUCAUGCGCGAGGGUUUUAGCCCGGACGUGCUGUUCGCCGGGCUCAUGGGCCCCUUCAAGCCGGGCCGGCCGAUGACCCCGCUUAAACAGCCCGUCUGCCUGCGUGACGGGUUUCCGAGGCUCGACUGGGAGGCUGCGCUGGACGAUCUGAGGAGUUACGUCGCGGCGGGUCCUGCUGCCGCUGACCUUGCCGCCCCAUCCCGAGAAUGCUGCCUCCAGGCACUGGACAAUCUCAUUGGCAUCUACGCCGCCACCUACGGACGCCGCGGCAGCUCGGGCGGCGAGAUCACGUACGACGGCCCGCCCGAGAACCAGUUCGUCUUUGGCUGGCUGUACCGCAUGCGGCCCGAAUUCGUGGCGUGCGUCAGGAGGCGCGAGCCGUGCGCCUUACUGGUCCUGGCGCAUUACGCCGUGCUCCUCAACCGCGAUGCCGUUCGGGACGGAUGGUAUAUCGAGGGCUGGAGGCAACACAUUGUCGAGAGGGUUGCUGAGCUGCUGGAGACGGACGGCGAGUGCCGGGAGAGGUUGCGUUGGCCGACGGAGCAGGUCCUGCCACGGGGAGAGCGGCGGGAGCGGUGCGGAGCUGGUUGAUGCCGGAAGUGAAAUGAAGUGCGC
This is a messenger RNA of Thermothelomyces thermophilus ATCC 42464, 1657 nucleotides long. RefSeq lists its product as uncharacterized. Gene Ontology annotation, biological process: regulation of transcription by RNA polymerase II. NCBI's taxonomy places the organism in Eukaryota, Fungi, Ascomycota, Sordariomycetes, Sordariales, Chaetomiaceae. Bases 176 to 1633 code for a protein of 485 amino acids. Gene Ontology annotation, molecular function: zinc ion binding; DNA-binding transcription factor activity, RNA polymerase II-specific. The transcript is spliced from 2 exons. The record is from RefSeq and is a predicted model, not a curated record.